Messenger RNA from Miscanthus lutarioriparius, 828 nucleotides. The record is from the annotation of a GenBank genome assembly. NCBI's taxonomy places the organism in Eukaryota, Viridiplantae, Streptophyta, Magnoliopsida, Poales, Poaceae.
AUGACAGUGUUCAGAGGCUUAGCACUAGUGCUCAUCCUUAGCUGCUUCUCCUCUUGUUGCCUCCCCAAUGUAUCCUCAGUUAUUACCCCCUCCGACUCCGAUGGCUUCCUCCAAUGCCUGUCGGAGAACAUACCUAGCGGGCUCAUCUACACUCAGGCCGCCAGCAACUUCAUCGACAUGCUGGUGUCCUCAGUCCGGAACCCCCGGCUGUUCAGCAACGCCAUGGUGAGGCCGCUCGGCAUCGUCACGCCCGUCGACGUAUCCCACGUGCAGGCUGCCGUGCGGUGUGGUCGCGCCAACGGCGUGCGCCUCCGCCGGCCCGGCGAGGUAUUCGGGGUCGUCGACCUGUCCAACCUCCGCGCCAUCACCGUGAGCGACGACGACGAGCGGCCGGUGCCCACGGCAUGGGUCGACUCCGGCGCCACGCUUGGGGAGCUCUACUACACCAUCGCCAAGAACAACUCGGAGAUGGCGUUCCCUGCCGGCAUCUGCCCCACCAUAGGCGUGGGCGGCCACUUCAGCGGCGGCGGGAUCGGCAUGAUGAUGCGCAGGUUCGGCCUGUCCAUAGACAACGUGCUCGACGCCAAGCUGGUCGACACCAGCGGCGACCUCGUCGACAGGGCCGCCAUGGGGGAGGAUCACUUCUGGGCCAUCCGGGGAGGCGGCGGCGAGAGCUUCGGCAUCGUGGUGUCGUGUGGAAGCGACCUCGUGCCAACGCUGAACAGCUCCUUCCCGGAGCUCGGCAUGACGAGCGCCGACUGCCUCGAGAUGACAUGGUUGCAGUCGGCGGCCUUCUUCAACUUCUGGAACCGCUACACGCCGGUGUAG